This is a messenger RNA of Dendronephthya gigantea, 1894 nucleotides long. RefSeq names its product transcription factor Sp9-like. Gene Ontology annotation, molecular function: DNA-binding transcription factor activity, RNA polymerase II-specific; RNA polymerase II cis-regulatory region sequence-specific DNA binding. Bases 88 to 1794 code for a protein of 568 amino acids. NCBI's taxonomy places the organism in Eukaryota, Metazoa, Cnidaria, Anthozoa, Malacalcyonacea, Nephtheidae. The transcript is spliced from 2 exons. The record is from RefSeq and is a predicted model, not a curated record. Gene Ontology annotation, biological process: regulation of transcription by RNA polymerase II.
ACUUUGUAAAAGCCGAAUGUGCCGAUCGCCUUUUGCCGCUCGCAAAAUCACUGAUCUUUUGACAAAACCUUCGAGAGUGCUAGCAAUAUGCUUCGCGGCAUAAAAACGGAAGAGUCGGGCAUGCAAUUUAUCGAGCAAACGAGUCCCCCACAGGAUUCCUCCAAAUCUCCCUUGGUUUUGUUGGCAGCAACAUGUAGUAAAAUUGGCCACGAAGAGGAGUCGUUAUCGAGUCCCCCCUCGUCGUCUUUUGUCGCUCAAAACAAUCAGACGACGGCGUCACAAUGUGGCCUAACGGCUUGCCUUGAAGACGCUAGUCAACACGGACAAGGACAGUACGUUGUGAUACCAGUUUCCGAGGGAAACACUAGCUUUAUCUCUCAGGGAAAUGGCCAAAACGAUGGACAACUACAGCACGAAACGCCGCAAGGACUUCGACAGAUUUAUCGAGCGAGCGUAUCAGAUGGCUCGCCUUCUUCUCCAAACAUAAUAUAUUCAGCAUUAAGCCAGGCCGAUGCGGGGAGCAUUGAAGCGACACAAGGCCAAUCUCAACAGCAAUGGACGGCAACUACAGCUCCUAUGUCUACAGGAAAGACUUAUCCUGUCAAUUCUGCAAUGUGGCAAGGAAAAGCGGACGGUUGGUUGCCUUCGCAAAGUGAAAUAACAAACCAACAAGCAGUUGGCCAAUAUCACAACAUCACUGCAACAGAGGCAUCUCGUCUGAAUAAUGUUGCCUUGUCCAGUAACAACCAAUAUUCAGUCACCAUGACAGUGCAACAAACCAACAACCCGCCAGUGGUAGCACCGAUUAACCAACCAAUGGCCAGUAUGAACCACGGUUCACAGGCUUCCAUUGUCCUUAACAAUACGACAGCAAAUAGCAACAUGUUAGACUGGGUGCAAAAUAACACUGGUACAAUUGCAACUGUUCAAAUGACUCCCAACCAAGAUUCAAAGGACGCCGGCAAUCCACAGGAUAUGAACGGAAAUCGUACCAUGGAUGAUAGCGGUAAUACGGUAACACGUAGGGUUCGGCGUGUUGCUUGCACAUGUCCAAACUGCCGAGAUGGGGAGGGACGAAUGGCAAAUGGCAAAAAAAUCCAUAUCUGUCACAUUCAAGGCUGUGGAAAGGUUUAUGGGAAAACUUCACAUCUUCGAGCUCAUCUUCGAUGGCAUACAGGUGAACGACCUUUUGUUUGCAAUUGGCUGUUCUGUGGCAAGCGGUUUACCAGAUCUGACGAACUUCAACGGCACCGACGAACCCAUACAGGGGAAAAGAAAUUUGCUUGCGAACAAUGCGGAAAACGGUUCAUGAGAAGCGAUCAUUUGUCAAAGCAUGUGAAGACACAUGGUAACACUUCAAGGAGAGCUACCGGACAGACAAGUAGGGCAAGUAAUGUGUCAGUGAAGAGCGAAACCAUUUUACAGACAGCGAAUGCAAGCAAUGUUACCCAAGUUCAGGUCAUUAACGCCUUGGAAAACGCCACACCGCAAUCAUUUUCUUCCACCGACGAACAGAUAACCACUCAGCUACAGGAACAAGUCACAUCUCAGCAACAAGAUGUCACCAUGAUGCAACUAACACAACAACAACCAAACCUGCAACAGACACAACAAGGGCAGAUACAACUGCAAACUCUUGGACAGCAACCGCAACAACAAAUAGAGUUAACCCAACAACAAAUUCAGUUAGUGCAACAACAGCAACCACAAACCAUCACCUUAGACGACGGGACUAUCUUUCAGAUUCAGUGUACCCCAGGAGAAGCUGAACUUAUCAAUGUACAAAGAUGUUAACAAAAACUUUUCAAGUCAUAACUUUGAUCAUAUUUUUGUUUAUUUAUAGAAUAUACAUGUGCAACAGUGUAAGAUUGUAAAUUUUUGAUAUUACUGUUUA